AUGUCAUUCUUGGGUCUUUCGAAGAAGAAGUCAGCAGUGCCGACGUCAAACACGUCGCCGACCUCGAGCUUGCGCUCGAGCUUCAGCGGCUCCUCGGCGGGAAGUAACACCGGCUGCAAUCAUAAGAACACGUUUGUCAAAUUUGACGAGAAGAAGGACUACGUACGUCGUUGUCAUAUGAAGAAGAAGUUUUCGAGCAGUGGUGACAAGAACCCGGCACCCAUUUCGUUCUGCUUGGGCAAGAAAUAUUGA
Molecule: messenger RNA, 252 nt
Organism: Debaryomyces hansenii CBS767
Lineage: Eukaryota; Fungi; Ascomycota; Pichiomycetes; Serinales; Debaryomycetaceae
Exons: 1
Coding region: 1-252 (83 amino acids)
Source: RefSeq, a predicted model, not a curated record